CGUUCAAUGAGAAAUUUAAAAUAAUAGUAAGAAGAAUUCAUCAAAAGUUAGUCUAUUGUAACUAAACUAACCUCAAAAAUGUCUGAUGAAAUAGAUUUUACCAAAACAAUUAAAACCGAACCAUUCGAUGAUUAUCCUCAAGUGAAACAGGAAUUUGAUGAUUGUGAAAAUACAUCAGAUUUGUAUAUGGAUGAUGAUAUAUGUCUGCAGCAAUUUUUAAAAUCCGAGGUUACAAUUGACGAGGAAAUAAAACAAGAGACGAUUGAUGACCAACAUGAUGUGACUAGUACAAACAAAAUAGUUUUAGAUGAAAAUUCUUCUAUAUGUAACGACGAGAUCAGUGAAUCAAGUAAUUCAGUGGAUAACACGAACAAAUCAUUUGAAGAAGUUUCAGGAAAGCGUAAGACAACUAGUAAGUUGAAAUAUAAAUGUAAAUCAUGUAGUAAAACAUUUGUAGCAAAACAAGACUUACAACGACAUGAAAAGAUCCAUAAUAUAGAACUUUCUUAUGAGUGCAAAAUUUGCUAUAAAACAUUUUCACAGAUAAGUAAUUUAAGACGGCAUUUAUCAAUUCAUACUGGAGAACGUCCUUACGCAUGUGAAAUAUGUAAUAAAACAUUCAGAAUGAAACAAGGCUUGAAUCAACAUAAAUUUGUGCAUACUGGAGAAAGUUUUCAUAAGUGCGAAAUAUGCAAUAAAACAUUUUUACAGUUAAGUGAAUUAAAAACACAUUUAUUAGUUCAUACUGGAGAACGUCCUUAUGUUUGCGAAAUAUGUAAUAAAACAUUUAAUUUGAAACAAAGCUUAAACAAACAUGAAUUGAUUCACACUGGGAAACUGCCUCAUGAGUGCAAAAUAUGCAAUAAAAGAUUCUUACAGUCAGGUCAUUUAAGGCGGCAUUUAUCACUGCAUACUGGAGAACGACCUUAUGAAUGUAAGACAUGCAAUAAAACAUUUUCACAGUCAAGUCAUUUAAGACAGCAUUUAUCAGUUCAUACUGGAGAACGUCCUUAUGUAUGCGAAACAUGCAAUAAAACAUUCACAGCAAAAAAUAGCUUAAAACAACAUGAAAUGAUCCAUACUGGAGAACGGCCUUAUGAGUGCAAAAUAUGCAAUAAAAGAUUUACACUGAUAUUUAAUUUAAAAAAGCAUUCAUCAGUGCAUAGUGAAGAACGACCUUUUGAAUGUAAGACAUGCAAUAAAACAUUCAAAACAAAACCUAUAUUAAUGCGACAUGAAAGAGGACAUACUAGGAAACAAACUGUAAAAAAACAGUCCUUAUAA
Ctenocephalides felis (cat flea) is the source of this 1284-nucleotide messenger RNA. Its product is annotated as zinc finger protein 570-like. Gene Ontology annotation, biological process: regulation of transcription by RNA polymerase II. Gene Ontology annotation, molecular function: DNA-binding transcription factor activity, RNA polymerase II-specific; RNA polymerase II cis-regulatory region sequence-specific DNA binding. The record is from RefSeq and is a predicted model, not a curated record. The coding region runs from base 79 to 1284 and encodes 401 amino acids. The transcript has 2 exons. Lineage: Eukaryota; Metazoa; Arthropoda; Insecta; Siphonaptera; Pulicidae. Gene Ontology annotation, cellular component: PcG protein complex; transcription regulator complex.